Molecule: messenger RNA, 758 nt
Organism: Blastomyces dermatitidis ER-3
Lineage: Eukaryota; Fungi; Ascomycota; Eurotiomycetes; Onygenales; Ajellomycetaceae
Exons: 2
Coding region: 474-758 (94 amino acids)
Source: RefSeq, a predicted model, not a curated record
CUUGAAUAUAGAUGUAUUCGGUAGAAAAUUCAUUCUAAUGUACACACGUUAAUGCCCAUAGAUAAGACAUCCCUCUGCAUUUUUUACAGCCCGGUUAAAAAGAAGGUUCACAUUUUGUAUUCAACCGCUCAGUAUCAGCUUCUGGCUUCGCACCCAUUGAUUCAAUCUCCUGGAGGUGGAAGCUCUAGUUAAACCCUCUGUAGUUCUGCCCUCUCACAUCACGUCUCAUCCAACUCUCUAAUAAGUUUUCAAUCUCAACCUCAGCUAUAAUAACAAGGUGAAACGCCCAUUGACUCUUGUUCAAUACUCCCACAUUAACCCGCCCCCCCGCCCCUACCCCAAAUUUACCAACCACGACUAAACUCCAAUCAUAAGCUACUCACACGCAAAUCCCUCCACAAUCAGCUCCCCCAUAGUUUGGAUCGCAUGUAUCCCUUGGGUCAUCGUAACACUUCUUCCCUCGGGGGCAUUGGAUGCCAGCAAACCCGCCACAGAACCGAGGUUUAAUGCAGAUGCCAGAAAUAUCGCAAGCCAUACCACAACCGGGCUUGCGCGGGUCGUCGAUGCAGAUGAAGUCCAAGGGGCAGGGCUUGGGAUUUAUGCCAUGGUCGCCGCAAGGCUGGUAUUGUCGCGGCGGGGUACGGUCUGGACUAUACAUCCGUCGGAUCAUCAAAGCAUUGCUUGGGUGGAGGGCACGGAAUGCCACCAAGGCCGCCACAGAACUCAAGAUCGUUGAAGGCUCCCCCGCCCUUAUUUGA